UAUCCCUAAUGCACCACAGUGACUUUCGUGAUGACUGAUGAAGGGGUCUCAAAGCCGAAAGAGACUCUCAGGUAUCGCAAGGGUUACCAUAGAAGAGCCCCCCGUGCAUGUGAUGAAUGCAGACUGAGAAAGAUCAAAUGCGAUGGCUCUAAGCCUUGCAAGCCUUGCACCGUGUCCCACAGCACUUGCUCUUAUGAGUCGGGAAGAAAGCCGCGACAAACACCAACCGAGCGCAUUCGAGUUUUGGAAACACGGCUGCGUAGUGUCAAGGCAUCGUUGGAGAUUCUCAAGUCCCAGAAUUCGCCAGGACAGGCAUUCGAUGUGGACAAGAUUCUCAAGACAGUUGAUCUCUCUGUGGCGCCACCAUCAGACGAUGAGUCGAGCUCCGAUGAGGUGGCAGAUAAGGCACUGCGACUGAACAGCAUGAUGGGCCACUCAGGAAGAAGUUUCGCGACCGGGCCAUGGCAGACGAGCUUCUAUGGCCCUUAUUCCGGAUGCUCCUUCGUCUUACGCACACUUGAGCUCUUUCGAAAGGUAGCAGACGAUAAUCCCCAUCCAGACGGCAGCCGCCAGGUCAUCUCUGAUUUGUACGAAGCUCCCAUUCCAGACAUAGAGUCAUACACACCUGCCGAGUCGAGGACUCUGCCGAGCCAGUCAACGGCAUUGGACCUCCUGGGUGUGGUGUUCAUGAGAUAUUCGGUCUUGGUACAGUUUCUUCAUGAGGCCAAUUUUCGUGACAUGGUCUACCGGUUCUACAACGAGUCGGCAGUUCAAUUCAGUGCAUCAGGCCAAACCUUUAUGCCACUGUUUCAUGCUGUAAUGAGUCUAGGACUUCUUUAUGACGUACAUUCUCGCAGGCAGGAUGGUUGCGAAUAUGCGACGUCUGAAGCGACGAAACAUUUUCUGCUUGCUCGGAGGGGGCUCGAUAUUAGUCAUUGUGCAGACCUCAUAUCGCUGCAGGCCCUACUUUGCCUGACGAUAUUCUUGAUCUCGACUUCACGGAUAACAGCUGCUCACACAUAUCUUGGCGUGGCCAGCUCCGCAGCUACGAGACUAGGUCUGCACAAGAAGGUCGAGGAAGGUGUACCGUUGUCCGCAGCUCAGAGAGAUACCCGGACGAGGGUCUUUCUCAGUCUACUCCAACUUGACCUCUACGUGAGCUUGGUGUUGGACAUUCCGGGAUUUAUCAACCUGGAUCACAUCGACUCAGAGAUCAUGAACAAACUUCAGCCGAGCACGACCGGAAAAUUACUCUAUCCUUUUGACAUUACUGCCGAGAGUCGAGCUCAGUUCUCAGCGUCAGCAAAGCACCUUGAGCUCCUGAUAUUGGCUUCUACAGGAGUGCAUGACUUGUUCUACAAAUGCCACAGGCAGUCUGAAAAGACCACUGAUGAGUCAGAAUUUACGAGCGUGGAUGUCAAGAUAUUGAAAGACAUUGAACAGAAAUAUCGUUUGUGGACGAAUGGGCUCUCCGGUUUGCCGGCGUUUCCAGAAGACCCUGAGACUUCUGCCCGCAUGAAGUUUGAACUCGAAAUGACUUUCUAUCUUGGCCAGAUGGCACUGUAUCAGCCCUUCUUGCACUAUCUCAUCCCGAUGGCACAAGGCUUGCCUACAACGAAGAUACAAUCUGAGCACGCCUUGGCUUGUAUGAAAAUAGCAGGCAUAACCAUCAGUCGGACAGAUGUCAUGUACCAACGAGGUCUCCUAUGCCCUGCUUCAUGGAACAGCAUUUACACACUUUUUCUUGCAGUGUCAUGUCUGCUGUUUCUCAUUGCUACUCACCCUGGCACUUCUAGACCCAGCAACGCGUGGAAGAAGGGUGAGCGAGGUAUCAUGCUACUGGCUGCAAUGCGUUGCGUCAACAACGGCGCAGUGAAGUGCCUGCUUAUAAUAAAGAUGCUAAUUCAGCAGCUCUCGCACACUGUUCUCUUCGACGUCGACCACAUUGUUGCAGCGACUGCUGGGAUCUGCCCUUGCAGCGUCGCCGGCUCUCUACCUCGUGAGGCCAUCAGGCGCAGUCUCUCCAAGGACAUGGCAGCUACCACGCCACUGCAUUCUGCAGGGUAUCCGACACCAGACACCCCUCUUGAAGCACGCUCAAUCCAGUCUCCCUGGAGCCUCGGACACGAUCAUGUCCCGACAUUGUUCACAGGCAGUCAUGAUACCUUUUACCGCGAUGCUGAUUCGAUUUUGGCUGAAGCCCAAGCUAUGUCCAUGGUAAUGCCGAUGGAUAGCUUUGAAAUUUUUGGAGGAGGCUAACUUGGUUCAACGUUGUCAACAACGUGUAUCUGCCUUCAGACUGCUAUCUCAUCACCUCUACGAGCAAUCUUACGGUGUGCAAAUUGUAUCGUCGUGAACUCUCCACUUCGAGGGCCUGCUUUUGUCGGAGAGAAGAGGAUGUACGUAGUCGGUGCGCCUUAUUAGCAUGAGGCUGAAUUAGUUUCAGUUGAGUCUCUGCAGCCGAUCAUAAGUGACACAUGGUGAUCCAUAACCGGGCCAGAAUACGCAGUAGAGUCAGGACGAGUCAGGAUAAAUUCGGACCUCAGGACACUCCUUUGUUAUGAGUGCUCAAGGCUUAUCUAUCAUCACCAUCGGCGCCGUAAAUAGUACCAGCCACCGGAUUUCGAUGCCCUGACCAAGAUGCGGAGUUUGACGCGGCAUCCUUAAAGCUAGGCGUGAGUGGGUUAGUUGGCGAGCAAGGAGCAGGGAUGAGGCCA
Messenger RNA from Exophiala oligosperma, 2717 nucleotides. RefSeq lists its product as uncharacterized. The coding region runs from base 31 to 2259 and encodes 742 amino acids. The transcript is spliced from 5 exons. Gene Ontology annotation, molecular function: sequence-specific DNA binding; DNA-binding transcription factor activity, RNA polymerase II-specific; zinc ion binding. Gene Ontology annotation, cellular component: nucleus. NCBI's taxonomy places the organism in Eukaryota, Fungi, Ascomycota, Eurotiomycetes, Chaetothyriales, Herpotrichiellaceae. Gene Ontology annotation, biological process: DNA-templated transcription; positive regulation of transcription by RNA polymerase II. The record is from RefSeq and is a predicted model, not a curated record.